GGCGCGGCAGCUCGGGACGCGCAGUUACAGGAGUGGCGGACGACUCAGGCUGUGGCCGCUCCGUAGGGCGCUAUCGGGUCUGAUCCGAGCCAGCUAAGGAUUGCUCAGGGCACCUGGCCGCCCCCGGUUGGCAGGAGCUGGGCAGGACAACUUUUUAGGCUGACGAGACAGGCUCAGCUAUGGCUCCCAGUUUUGGAGACACUGGCGAAUUUGAGCUCAAGGAGGUGUGGUCGUCUGCUGGAGUUCAAGGCCUUUUUUCUGAGUCUGUAGUGAGGCGGUGAUUCUGGGGUGGGAGUGGAUGGAAGGAGCCUGGCCUCGCACGCGGAUCUGGAAACUACUUAAGCACUGGAGCUGGCCAGAAGGGUCCUGUGGUGUAGAUUGCUGUGGGGACACCAUGAGCUGCCUGACUUCUCAUGACGGGGAAGCCUGCUGUGCCUGCUCUGUACUCCUGGAGGGAAGUCUUGCUCACGUGUCUACCGACGACUAGGACAAGGAAGAGAAAAGAAAUGAGCCGUCAGACUGCUACAGCAUUACCUACUGGUACCUCCAAGUGUCCACCAUCCCAGAGGGUGCCUGCACUGACCGGCACAACUGCAUCCAACAAUGACUUGGCGAGUCUUUUUGAGUGUCCCGUCUGUUUUGACUAUGUGUUACCACCCAUUCUUCAAUGUCAGAGUGGCCAUCUUGUUUGUAGCAACUGUCGUCCAAAGCUCACAUGUUGUCCAACUUGCCGGGGCCCGUUGGGAUCCAUUCGCAACUUGGCUAUGGAGAAAGUGGCCAAUUCAGUACUAUUCCCUUGUAAAUAUGCCUCUUCUGGAUGUGAAAUAACUUUGCCACACACAGAGAAAGCAGACCAUGAGGAGCUGUGUGAGUUCAGGCCUUAUUCCUGCCCAUGCCCUGGUGCUUCCUGUAAGUGGCAAGGCUCUCUGGAUGCUGUCAUGCCUCACCUGAUGCACCAGCACAAGUCCAUUACCACCCUGCAAGGGGAGGACAUCGUUUUCCUCGCGACAGACAUUAACCUUCCUGGAGCUGUUGACUGGGUGAUGAUGCAGUCUUGUUUUGGUUUUCACUUCAUGUUGGUCUUGGAGAAACAGGAGAAGUAUGAUGGUCACCAGCAGUUCUUUGCAAUUGUACAGCUGAUAGGAACACGCAAGCAAGCUGAAAAUUUUGCUUACCGACUUGAGCUAAAUGGUCAUAGGCGGCGAUUGACUUGGGAAGCUACUCCUCGAUCUAUUCACGAGGGAAUUGCAACAGCCAUUAUGAAUAGUGACUGCCUAGUCUUUGACACCAGCAUCGCACAGCUGUUUGCAGAAAAUGGCAAUUUAGGCAUCAAUGUAACUAUUUCCAUGUGUUGAAAAGGCAGUCAAAUAUUUCUGGGCCAGUGUUUAAAACUGUUGCAUUCAGUUUCACAGAGAUUGAGGCACCCAUCUGCCUAUCUGGUAGGUGGAAGCUAGACACAUGAAGGUAAAUAAAAGAGAGGCUUUAAAUACAGGAAACAGUUGCAUGUAGUAACACUAAUAUAUUUAAAAAUAAGUCAACAGUAAACCACUGAAAAAGUAUAUAUAUAUACACCCAGGAUGGGCAUCUUUUGUAUUAAGAAAGGAAGCAUUGUAAAAUAAUACUGAAUUUUGUGUUUGUUGUAGAUUGAUUGUAUUGUUGAAAAUUUUGGGUUUCUUUUGUUUUUGGCGCGCAUUUGUUUUUCCUUUAACUGAAAGCCAUUGGGUGGUCCUGGGCCACCAAUUCUCCCCUUUGUGAGUCAACACAUAGUGCUGCUGUGGUUCUGUCCCGUGUCCCCUCCCCACAUCCCCACCCCCAGUGUGUGAGUGUAUUUGCUAAUUUUUAUUAAUUCUAGUUUUUCAUUAAAUAAAUUACUUUCUUUUCUGUAAUUCAGGGUUUUCCUCACUUUUUUGUACCUUUUUAAAGUUAGUGUCUUUUGAUAUGCAUAAUUGUUUAUGGUAAAGUUUGUGUUCAGUACAUUCUUUCCUCAUUAAUCAGUUCACUAGAAAGCUUUUACAUUAGGCUAUUUGUGAAGAUAGGAUUCCCUGAAAGGGACCCUGGGAAGAAUUAUCAAAAGCUACUUAAAACAGCUCAUGAUAGUCUCUUUCUCAUUCUGUCACUGUUUCCAUUUGUGUGAUACCUUCAGGCUUACUUUUUGAAAGGUUAGGGAAUAAAUUCUGAGUUACCUAAUACUGAAAAACCAGGCUUCUUAUUUUUCUUUUCAAAUAUCUUGGACAAAUCACAUGUUUAAAAUUUGUUCCUGUAUUUAUCGGUUUUGCAAAAGAAAGUAUCAUCAUCAUACACAAUAUUUGUAAUUAAAAAUCAUUUGUUUAAAAACAGGCAGUUUGCAAAAAAUGUUUUUGGUCUUUUAUAAUUCUCAUUAAAAGAU
Octodon degus (degu) is the source of this 2386-nucleotide messenger RNA. It is a transcript of the gene Siah1, whose product is annotated as siah E3 ubiquitin protein ligase 1. The transcript has 2 exons. Gene Ontology annotation, biological process: proteasome-mediated ubiquitin-dependent protein catabolic process; multicellular organism development. The record is from RefSeq and is a predicted model, not a curated record. The coding region runs from base 414 to 1355 and encodes 313 amino acids. Lineage: Eukaryota; Metazoa; Chordata; Mammalia; Rodentia; Octodontidae. Gene Ontology annotation, cellular component: cytoplasm. Gene Ontology annotation, molecular function: ubiquitin conjugating enzyme binding; zinc ion binding; ubiquitin protein ligase activity.